Molecule: messenger RNA, 999 nt
Organism: Mya arenaria
Lineage: Eukaryota; Metazoa; Mollusca; Bivalvia; Myida; Myidae
Exons: 1
Coding region: 1-999 (332 amino acids)
Source: RefSeq, a predicted model, not a curated record
AUGGUAUUAACCAAGUUGAGAGAUGUCAAAUGUGAUGACAUAAACUAUAAAGAACUUACUGACAAAUGUGCCGGUAUCAGUGUGGACUGUUCCAAACAGCAAGCCGAUAAUGUCGAAGAAGAGACAAGAGGUCAGGCACAGUCGAAAUUGUGGCAAAGGUAUAGAGCAGGAAGGGUUACAGCGUCAAAGGCAAAAGCAGUCAGCUCAACAAAUAAAGCUUCACCAUCCCAGAGUUUGAUUAAGGAAAUAUGCUACCCAGGCGAGAAAUGUAUUCAGACAAAUGCAAUGAAAUGGGGAUGUGACCAUGAGACGGAUGCUCUACAAAAGUUCAUGGAGGAGAUAGGGCCAUUGCAUAAAAACAGCAGGCUACAGAACAGUGGAUUUGUAAUCAGCCAGGAUGUUCCAUUCAUUGGUGCUUCACCUGAUGGAAUAUUUAUUUGUAACUGCUGUGGACCGGCAUAUGUUGAGGUUAAGUGCCCAUUCAAUGCUCGCUACGAAGAUAUUAAUGAGGACACUGUUGACUGCUUACAGAGAAGAGAUGGCGAGCUUGAACUCAAACCUGAACACAAGUAUCAAUAUCAAGUCCAAACACAACAUGGUGUUUCAAAACAUGAAGUCGGAUACUUUGUUGUGUGGACAGCAAACGACCUGCAUGUAGAAGCUAUCAUGUUCAACAUUGAAUUGUGGGACAAGAUUUGUGCCAGUGCAAAAGACAUCAUGUAUGCUGCAGUUCUUCCAGAACUUGUUGGAAAAUUUUACACUAGGUUGCCAACAACAAAUUCAGUCGGAAUACUUCAGUCUGUAGAAAAAAUCACUGCCAGUCAGAACAGUCCGCCUUUGAAAAAAUGCACAGACAAACAAGACAACACGGAAGAAGUCUAUUGCUAUUGUAGCCAAGUGGAACAUGGAAAAAUGAUUGGGUGUGACAAUGAAGCCUGUGAGAUAGAGUGGUUUCACUAUAGAUGUGUUAACAUUGAAAAUGCCCCAAAGGGUAAAUGA